Messenger RNA from Ornithodoros turicata, 4922 nucleotides. Its product is annotated as receptor-type tyrosine-protein phosphatase S-like. The coding region runs from base 53 to 4159 and encodes 1368 amino acids. NCBI's taxonomy places the organism in Eukaryota, Metazoa, Arthropoda, Arachnida, Ixodida, Argasidae. The transcript is spliced from 33 exons. Gene Ontology annotation, biological process: protein dephosphorylation. Gene Ontology annotation, molecular function: protein tyrosine phosphatase activity; protein binding. The record is from RefSeq and is a predicted model, not a curated record.
UAAUGGAAACUCCACAACUGACGUGAGAGCUCCAGGAAAGGAGCGCGCUCUGAUGCGAGUCAUCGUGCGAAUAUGCAGAGCAAACAAGUACGGACCUUUGUGCGAAUCCACGUGCCCUGACUGCAAGAACGGUGGCAUUUGCCACGACAUCGUCGGUCGUUGUAUCUGUCCACCAGGAUUUAAAGGAGAUCUCUGCGAAGAACCCUGCGGAGAUGAUAAAUUCGGCCAGCAAUGUGAGAAACGCUGCUCAGACACCAAUCGCGACCCUGAGUCGAAAACCUGUUCGGGCAUCAUGAUCUGCCUUCCCGAUCCUUAUGGCUGCACUUGUGGAACCGGGUUCAAGGGAUUCUUCUGCAACGAAACCUGUUCCAAACACGAAUACGGAGCCGACUGCAAGCAGAAGCGCGUCUGCCACUGCAAGAACAACGGGGCUUGCAAUGUGUUCACUGGAACCUGCGUAGAUGAUGAUGGACAGUGUCUCGAUGGCUGGAAGAACAAAAGUUACUGCGAUAUCAGCUACCCUCUCCUUAAGAACAAACCUAAAGUUUUAAACAUCACUGACACCAGCGCUAGAGUGACGUGGGAUGCAUGGCAGUUUGGACGAGAUACAGGCGAAGGGAACCCUAAAGAGUACUUGCUGCAACACAAGGAAACCACAGACGAGAGCUGGCCGACUAUUCGACAUAUUAUCUCUCCAACCUUCUACGCUCGUGUUCUGUCGGGACUGAAACCUGACACGUCUUAUGAGGUCAGAGUCCUGGUGAGAGACAGCGACCACAAACACCGGAGUGAGGGGGCUCAAGAAGAACGCUUUAAAACACGCUGUGGUCGUCCCUCCCAGACGCCUUCAUCCAUCCAGAUCGAUGACUCUAGCAGCAGGUCAAUCAUCGUGAAGUGGAAGAUUCCUCCUGAAGACUCUUGGAAGUGUCGGACCGUCAACAUCACCCUCAUGUACAACAACAGCAGUGCUGCAUUCAAUACCACGCAUCCUGCAGGAAGUGCCCCAAGAACGAAUUACUCAUUCUCAACAGAGCCGUAUACCUCGUGGAGUAUUAGACUCCGCUUGGAGACUCCUGACGGAGAACCAGGGGAUUGGACUCCCAUACAAGAUGUGACCUCCGCCCCCGAAGCGCCCCCUGCGCCCACCGGCCUUGUGGCAACAACGCUAUCAGGGAAGAACAUUUCCUUAACCUGGGUCGCUCCCUACCCACCUUACGGUGUCCUCGACUAUUACAACAUUGUGUUUCGACGAAGAAAUUCCACAGCGAGUAGGACAAAGCAAGUCUACCCUAACCAAACGCUGUGUCAUGGAACGGCAGACACGAAAAAGCAGUGCUUUACCCUAGAUGGUCUUGAACCAGAUACGAAAUACUACAUUAAGGUGCUGGCUGCCAACAAGGGAACAGUUCUAGGACGUCCGUCAGAAGAAAGAGAAGCAGAAACAAAAAUACUGCCUCCUGGUGCGCCGAGAGGGUUAUCUGCCACGAGGCGAAAUGAAGACAGUAUCAGGGUAGUCUGGAAAGAACCGGUGGAAAAAAACGGGGUUCUCAGCAAUUACAGGCUGAACACGUCAUUGGUGCAUUCGUAUGACGCGGAGCUGCUGGAAGCAAGUCGUCCAAACUCUGCUGUGUUGCCUACCUCCGUUCUACGGUAUGACCUAAAGCCUCUGUUCCCAGGCUGCACUUAUAAUGUGUGCGUCGAAGCCAGCACAAGAGCAGGCUUCGGCCCCCCUGACUGCAAACAGAUCACCACUAGAGCAUCAGUUCCAGUGGUAGAAGCUGAACCUAGAUUGGAAAGAAUCACGAAGAACACAGUUCGCCUGACACUGUCCCCAGUCUCAUUCAAACAUGGACCCAUCAGCAACUACUACGUGCUCGUUGUACGCGGCUACGACGACUACCAGGGCAACGUGACACCUGUUUCAUACCAGGAGGCCCGUGACCAAGACCUGCCCUACUACAUGGCGGCUCGAAUGAACCCGGAGGAGUUGAAAGAAGACAGGGUCUUUGUCGCUGGCGAUGAUUCCGUGGUGGGAGGAUACCACAAUGUUCCUCUGGAGCCUACAACUCCGUACCGGUUCGCUGUGCUGGUUGAGAGCAACUUUUCUGGAGAUGUUGCGUAUGCUUAUCGCUUAACUCAGCCUGUUGUGGUGGGACAUCUUGCUAUUCCUGGAAUUGUGCUCUCUGCCCUGGCAAUGUUUCUGCUCAUACUCAUAUUCGUGGCAGCGAUAUUAUACUACCGGAAGCGCAGGCGAGCUACUCCUUCCAGGAGCAAUAAAUUAAUGGUUCACGAGCUCAAGCAAACAUUGUCCGGACCAUCGAAAUUGGGCGAUGGCAACGUGUCUGGAUCCCGAAUGGCUCUGAACGUGGAAGACGUCGACCUGAACGCCGUGGAGCCAAUCCAGAACAACGGUGGCACAUCCGUGCCAGUAGCUGUGAAAGACUUCAAGUUACACGUACAACGAUGUCGAGAGAAUGGUAAACUUGAGGAAGAGUAUAUGAGCGUUGGUCGUGGUCAACUGUAUCCUUGGGAAAUUGCCAAGAAGCCUGGGAAUAUAUCCAAGAACCGUUACGGGAAUAUCCUACCCUACGACCACUCCCGGGUUGUUCUAUCACGGAUCUCUGGCCCUGACUCGGACUACAUCAACGCCAAUUACGUUCCCGGUUACAAUAAUCCCAGAAGAUACAUCGCCACACAAGGUCCAAAGUCAAUGACCACCAUCGACUUCUGGCGAAUGGUAUGGGAAGAAAAGAGCUGCAAGAUCGUCAUGCUCACGAACCUAAAAGAAAAGGAGAAGGUGAAAUGCGAGCAGUACUGGCCAGAGUCAACACAAAAGUACGGACUCGUCACUGUCCGCACGGACAAAACGGAGACUUCCGUCGACUUUGUAGUCCGGGAGUUUACCGUAACUAAUGAGAAAGAAAAGAACACUCGUCAGGUCGUGCAGUUUCACUUUACGACGUGGCCCGAUCACGGGGUUCCAGUUUACCCUGAUGCGAUGCAGCCUUUUAUGAAACGGGUGAGAGAGAUACGUCAGACGGACACUCAUCCAAUCAUCGUUCAUUGUAGUGGAGGAAUUGGCCGAACAGGGACGUUCAUUCUAUUGGACAGCAUGAUGGACCAAUCAGAGAAAGAGGGACAAGUCAACCUCGUGGAGCAAUUACGUGCAAUGAGGCAGAACCGCAUUAACUUGGUCGAAUCAUUGGACCAAUACAUGUUCGCUCAUCAUGCCCUUGUGGAGAUCUUGUGCUCCAAGUCCCACAAGAUGACUGUCCAAGAGUUCACGGAACGGUUUCACAUGCUCAGAGUGCGGAGCCCAGAUUCUGGAAAAAGUACAGUAGAGGAGGAGAUUGAGGAGCUCAAUUCGACUAAUCUACCAUCCAAUGUAACCUACAAGGCUGCCACGAGUCCACAGAAUACGACAAAGAACCGCGCUCAAAACAUCCUUGCAGUUGACGCAAGGAGGCCCUACCUGAGUGUCCCUCCAGAUAGUGGUCGCACAGAUUACAUAAACGCCGUCUACGUUGAUGGCUUUAAAAGACGCAACGCCUUUCUGGUAACGCAGUUCCCGUUGCCCGACACCAUUGGAGACUUCUGGCAGAUGGUGGCUACAAGCAACGCUAGAGCGAUUGUCACCUUAGAUAAGCUAGAUUUGGCAGAUGAGAGGUGCCCACAGUUCUGGCCAGACCUGAACACAACUGCCAAGUAUUACGGUUCCAAGGUUCAAAACGAAGGAACGAAUAUCGAGUCCGGGAUCGUCGUUCGGACGUUCAGGGUCGAACAGACCGGGUUGAAGAAAACGCAGAGAAUAGUACGCCAGUUCCACUUGCAAGAAUGGCCGCUGUCCAACGUUACUCCGCCAUCUUGUGACAUCAUGCUGGACCUUAUUCAGAAGGUGGAACGAUGGCAGAGGCAGUCGAAGAAUACGACACUUAUUGUGCAAUGCAUAAACGGUUGCACAAACAGCGGGUUGUACUGCGCUUCGAGCAUCGUCUGCGAACAGCUGAAGACGGAGCAGGAACUGGAUGCGUUCCGAAGCGUUCAGACGAUCCGGAGCAGCCGACAGCAGUUCGUCCGUGACCAGUCCCAGUACGAGUUCCUCUAUGACGUGGCCCUGGCUUUCCUGGACGGAUUCGACGCGUACUCCAACUUCCAGUGAUACUUCCGCACGUGACGAGCUCACCACUCGUGAGACAAUAUACGUAGUAUUGCAAUAGACAAUACAUAUGUAGCGUAAUAUUUAAAGUAGCACAGAAGUCAUUUUUAACACCCAGUUUUCUUCCUAUAAAACUGUUAAGUAGGCCAGUAAGAUGCACCAUGCGAAGUAAUUUACACGACGGAGUCAUGUAUCACGACGAUAGUUAUCGCAGAAAUUGAAUUUAAAAUACGCCGCAAAAAGCGACCGUGCGCAACGGUGGUGAAGAGCAGUACCAGCCUGUGAUCUGCCUGGAACCUCGCGCUGACGCUAUAAGGAGAAGGCUCGCUGAUUGGCCUAGAGAAAUGUUGUCUGGUACUCCGCUGUCGUCUGCUACUCGGCUGUUCGGGGUUCUGAUAAAGCCUUUCUCCUUGCUCGGUAAUGCUUCGGCCGCUCCUCCUAUCCCCAAUUCUCCGGGAAAACUGGCAAAACAGGUUUAUGGCGGCAAAGGGACAAGGCGCUGACCCCCACUGACCGGCAAACCAGAACGAGUCUCCUUAUGCCGUCAUCGGUGACGUGCCAUCAUACCUCCUCAUCCUCGUUAUAGCUGGAGUGGCGAGUUAAGGGUGAAGGCGCGGAGCUAUGUUUAUGUGAGUUUUUUUCUGGGAAACAAAUUGCACACAUCAAAACCUUUCGCGCUAUUCGGUAUAAUGACACACACACUUCCAUCAGAUGUCUUAAACUGAAAUUUUUUUGGAUGGCCCUCUGUACUCCUUUAAAGCGUCCA